AUGGGAAGUGCAGUGCAGUACAAGAUGUUCCUUGUUAUUCUGCUGCUUACAAUCGUUAUGUUGGAAAUCACAAACGUACAAAAAGUUGUUUGUGUGGAUGCUAGCCAAGAAUGUAAUGGCACCAACAGCAGCAUAGGUGGCUGCCUGGCAGAUGCCGAUGAAUUCAUGAUGGAAUCAGAAACAAACGCUAUGCUUCUUGCUAAUGUCAAAAGGAUAAGCAAUCGAGCCCUUCAGAAACCACAGUUAUGUCGCGCAGCUAUUUAUGGUAAUUGCAUCAGUAACCCGAAAAAUCCACCUAAGCGACCCUGCAACUUCGAAAAUCGCUGCAAACGAGCUCACAUCUACUGGUAUGAGCUAGAGUAUAUUUAAUAACACCAAGAGAUAAGAGGCCUCCAAAAAUAAACAACCACCUGAGUGAUGGGAAGACAAGCGUACAGUACUACGUUACUCCUCCUGCUGCUAACGGCCGUCUUGGUAAAUCUGAAGAAAGUUUCGUGUGGGAGUAGUAGCCAAUUAGAAUGCAAUGGCACCACCAGCAUAGGCGAUGGCAAUGACGAUGAAUUCCUGAUGGAAUCGGAAACUAGCACAAGGAUUCUGCAAGCUAAUAACGGAAAAAGGAGACUAGUCUACCCUGCACUUCAAAGGCCACCGAUAUGUAAUGCAAGGGCUUACGCUAGUUGUAUUUUUGUACGGGUCAAUAAGAAACAGCGACCUUGCAACAACUGGAAUCGCUGCAAACAUUUUCCCAAAUGAUCCAUAUGAUAACUCUGCUUUACAAGUAGAUCUCCAAGCGUCAGCCAGUUCUUUUCUUACUGUUUCUCUUCUUGAAGCAACUUCGUAUUGUAACAUGUUGUACUACUGGUAUUUAUUUGUGUCAAUGUCUCUGUAAGUAUUAAAUGUGUUAUUUUAGCAAACCAAUGGUGAUGUAUUGGAUGAUUAUCACAGCGUGUAAUUAAUCUCUCAUCUUCUCAA
Messenger RNA from Capsicum annuum, 972 nucleotides. Its product is annotated as rapid alkalinization factor. The record is from RefSeq and is a predicted model, not a curated record. The transcript has 2 exons. The coding region runs from base 1 to 369 and encodes 122 amino acids. NCBI's taxonomy places the organism in Eukaryota, Viridiplantae, Streptophyta, Magnoliopsida, Solanales, Solanaceae.